Symbiodinium necroappetens is the source of this 972-nucleotide messenger RNA. The record is from the annotation of a GenBank genome assembly. NCBI's taxonomy places the organism in Eukaryota, Dinophyceae, Suessiales, Symbiodiniaceae.
AUGAACACCGCACGCACACUCACCGCCGCCCUCGCGGCCCUCCUCGCGGCCGGCGCCUCGCUCGCCGCGAGCGACACCGUCGUCCUCAAGGACGGCCGCUCCAUCGUGGCGCCGAUCCUCAAGGAGACGUCCGACAAAAUCUGGCUCGACCUGGGCCACGACGUCGUCGCCGUCCCGUGGGACACCGUCGAGUCCGUCGACCGCGCCGAGGAGGACGCCGCCGCGUUCACCGGCGCCGACGACGACGCCCUGUUCCGCACCGCGACCGGCCUGCCCGAUUCCACCCCGCGCGCCCUCGCCAAGCGCAUCGGCGACGCGGUCAUCAAGGUCUCCACGCCCUCCGGUCUCGGCUCCGGGUUCAUCAUCCACCCCGAGGGCUACGCCAUCACCAACGCCCACGUCGUCCAGGGCGAGACCAAGCUCAAGGCCACCAUCUUCGAGGAGACCGACCGCGAGUUCCGGCGCGAGGUCAUCGACGACGUCGAGAUCCUCGCCGUGAACAACCACGUCGACCUCGCCCUCAUCAAGGUCCCCCUCGGGGACCGCGAGAAGUUCCCCUUCGUCUACGUCCAGGGCGCCGAGUCGCUCGAGGCCGGGCAGGAGACCUUCGCCAUCGGCAACCCCCUCGGGCUCGAGCGCACGCUCUCCCGGGGCGUCAUCGCGACCACGCAGCGCGCCUUCCAGGGCCUCGCCUUCAUCCAGACCACCGCCCAGAUCAACCCCGGCAACUCCGGCGGCCCGCUCUUCAACCUCAAGGGCGAGGUCAUCGGCGUGACCAACAUGGGCAUCCCCGCCGGCGAGGGCCUCGGCUUCGCCAUCCCCGCCCGCUACGUCCGCGACUUCCUCAACAACUACGAGGGCUUCGCCUACGACAAGGACAACCCCAACUCCGGCUACAACUACCAGGAAGCCCCCCCGCGCUCCGAGUACGGCACCCCCGCCGUCCUCGACGACGCCACCGGCAAUCAAUAA